AUGAAUUCAAAUAAAGAGAAGAACAACAGUCAUAAGAGAGUCCACAAAAAGCUGCAGAGUAAAAGGCAGCAAAUUAAAACUCAAAUUUUCAAUUUGAAAUGACUCUAUGAUUUUAAUAAUAAAAUCUAUUUCACAAAAAUGCUGAAUGUAAAUAUGUCCUUAUUGAAUCCGAGCACUCCUGCAUUUGAGCCUUUGUCAUUUAAAUUUAUUCCUCCUCACUCCCCCUAUAAAAUAAUUUUCUAAAUUUAUUUUUUUAUUAUUUUUAUUUAAAAUAAAUUUGAUUUUGCUAUAAAAUAUUUGGGAGAGUUAGCAAAAUGAAUCAAUGAUAAAAAAUGUAUGAAAGCACAAUUUAAAGUCUGAAAUUCUCAUUAUUUCAAAUCUACUUGAAAAUUAUCCCUACGUUGCAAUGGAUACUGAAUUUCCAGGUAUUAUCGUAAAAGCUCAAGGAGAAUUAAGAGACAUACAAUACCAAAACAUUCGCCAUAACGUUGACCGCUUAAAACUUAUACAGGUCGGCAUUACUUUAUCAGAUGGACAAGGCAAUUUCCCAUCAGGCAUCUGCACAUGACAGUUUAAUUUUGACUUCGAUUUAUCCUCAGAUGCUUAUUCAGAAGACUCAAUCCAAUUACUACGACAGUCUGGCAUUGACUUCGACAAGCAUGCGACUGAUGGAAUUUCACACUUUGAGUUUGCUGAGUUUUUUACUGUGUCUGGUCUGUGCCUAAAUUAUUAGAUUAUAUAUUAAAUUCUAGAGGUCUUCAGGGCGUAUUUCAGCUCCUCACUGUCACACAAGUAGCUUCGCAUUGGCUCAAGACGCUAUCCUCACCUGCCCUUUUACCUCUGAUGUUACCAGAAAAUGGUGAAGUAAGAUGUCUUUCGGAGAGAUCAACAAGAGGCCAUGUCAGAUUACGCCAUUUUAAUAAUUUUUGUGCCUAAAUGAAGAUAUUUCAUAUUUAACUUUUCAUAGUGGCUAUGAUUUUGCAUAUUUACUUAAAACUGUGACAAAUCAAAAAUUACCUGAAACACAAGAUGAAUUUUAUAAGCAGCUUUCGCUGUAUUUUCCUGUCUUUUUUGACAUAAAAUUCAUGGUGCAAGGAAUUGAUAAGUACAGAGGAGGGCUAAGUCGAAUUGCAGAAGAAGUAGGAGUGAGACGAUUCGGGAGGAUGCAUCAAGCAGGAAGCGAUAGCUUGGUUACGCUUGAAACGUUCUUUACAAUUAAAAAUGAAGAGUUUUCUGAAGUUAGUUUAGAAAAGUAUGCUAAUACGAUUUGCGGAUUAGCCCCAAAUAGUCAGAACCAAGAGUUUUCGCCUAGUUUUGCAAGAUAA
Messenger RNA from Blepharisma stoltei, 1325 nucleotides. NCBI's taxonomy places the organism in Eukaryota, Ciliophora, Heterotrichea, Heterotrichida, Blepharismidae. The record is from the annotation of a GenBank genome assembly.